Messenger RNA from Aspergillus calidoustus, 3487 nucleotides. Lineage: Eukaryota; Fungi; Ascomycota; Eurotiomycetes; Eurotiales; Aspergillaceae. The record is from the annotation of a GenBank genome assembly.
CGAUGACCUUCGGAUCAACAAUUAUUAUUUAAUACUGGCGAACCGUUCGUGAAUCAAUCGGCUGAGUUGGUAAUCCUGAGUAAGGUCGGUAUAAGCUCUGCUUCGUGAGACCUGCUUCUAAGAAGUGUUUAUCUACCCAUCGAGUCCCCCGAAUGAGAGCUUCAGUUGUCCUGCGCUUGACCCCUCAAAUGCUGCCUGAGGCAGAGAUACCCCGCCGGAGGAAUGCUUAUGAUAUACCAACAACUGGCAAAAAAAAUCAUCGAGGGUCCCAAUUGACAAUGAUAACAAGAAUUACAACUAGAAUGUGAGGACCUGUGAAAUCGACGCCGAAAAUGACAGCUACUGAGGCCAUAAACGGCCGCAUUUCCACCCGUAAAUCUCAAAGCGGUGAGCCACCGUUCGCACGUCCCCACGUGUUUCGCACCACUAUUCUGCACCCGCCAAGCCUUAAUUAGUGACCUCGCUGAAGUUGAACUCGCGGCUCGACAUCAGUGAGUGUCAGUCCGUUUCAACUCACGACCAAAGCGACGCCGAAAAUGGCCUCCUUCGCGGCCAAAUCCAGCUCCCCAGCUCCGACCGGUCUGGUCAAGCGCUUUAUAAAAUGUCGCCUUUCCCCUGCUUCUUCGUCGUUCCUCCGUUCACCCUUCCAUCCUCCCACCCUCCCCCGCUUUGACAAUCUCGGCCCCAACCCGAAGCCCAUCACUUCUAGAAUCCAGUCCUCUCUUCAAUAUUCCUAUCUUGACUGCCUUCAUGGCGCCUCCUCCCAUCCCCCCUGCUCAACCCGGUGAACACCAGUUCUGGACCGAUCCAAUUCUCUGCGAGGAGACUCGAGCUAGACUAGAACAUUUCCGCAGCCUUGGAUGGCUCCCCCCAAACUUCAAGCCCAAGACCCUGGAGGGUCUUGCUGUCGUCGAACGAUAUUGGCGGAAGUAUUGCAUCCAAUUAAACGAGGAUUACGUCGAGUACCUGCUCCUGGAGGAUCAAGCUAUCUACAUGAACUUUUUCGAUUGGAUGUACAAGACCUCGCGGAAGAAACUCCUUCAAUCGUAUGAUGAAUACUGGCGACGCCUUUGUCAAUACUUUGGUCUGUUUGCCCGGCGCCGUGUGAAUGGCAACGUUCACGAACAGAUGCGACGGUUCCUUGAACAUGUACUCCCUGCCGAACGCAAAAUAUCUAGGCGAACAAAGACAAAGAAUACACUGGACGUGGAUGUCUUCUGUGUCAUCUACCGGCAUCAUUGGGUAUAUUCGAAGUAUUUCCGCCACGGGAGUAUGAUCGUUCAAUUUGCCACGGUCCAGCUCUGGUCUGCCAUUACUGGAACUCGACCAGGCGUGCUCCUCCCGCAGAAAGCGUCUCUAUCAGACACGUCGCUGGACAAACGCAAAAGAGACCAGACUUUCCAGAGCGACCUCCCUAAAUAUGUAUCAGUAGAUGAUCUUCCAUCAUCAGUCUGCUAUCGCGAUAUCGAGCUCUUUAUUCUCAAGGACCCGGAUAGCAAGCGCGAUGUUCUUUGUGCGAUCAUCGAGUUCCGCAAUCUCAAAGGUCGACCGGAAGGCGCUGAUGGAACCAAAUUCUUCAUGCACGGUGAUUAUCAACUUGCAUACUGCCCAAUUAACCAGAUCAUCUCGUUAGCUUUCCGCGAUGAGGCUUUUUUUAAUACCGCAUUAACCCCAGAGCUCAUAUGGCGCCUCCGAGUUCCAAAACGCAGCCAAUCUCUUCCGCUCCGAUGGAAGCCGGAGAAGUUGGAUACUCCUCUCCUUCGCCGUCUUGACCGCACCCCAUAUGGCUACGAACUUCAUAAGUCUUUGCCAAUGACUUAUGAUUCAAGUCGACAAGCGCUCCAAGAGCUAGGCCGGGAUGCAAGAUUCGAGGAUGAAAUAGGCCAUUAUAACUACCGCCGGUGGACUGCAAAUGAAGUUAACCGGAACUUUACCAGCCAGGAGCGGCAGAGGGUGCUCGGCCAAUCCGGUGACGCGGUUUUUGAAAAGCACUACCAAUCACAGUUUAUCAAUCGUGACCUUCAGCAUGUGGUCCUUCUUCGACCACCCCAGGAAGGUCUCCUGCGGGUUGCUGGAAGCAUGCUCAGGAAGAGGGACCUUCUCGCUCCGUCCGAUCUUAAUGAUGCGCAGAAACGCACCAUUCGUCAGCACCCUAAAGUCCUCGAGCUUAGACGAGAAAAGAGAGAGCUUAUGGAGGAGAUGCGGUCCCUGGCCGGCACUAUAGGCAAAGCCCGGGAGCCAUUUCCUCACCUUUAUCAAAGGCAUGAAGAAGUGAAGAAAAAGCUCUCCCGGCUGAGGAAAACCCUGGCAAGCAGCACGCGAGAGACAGCUCGAAAGGAAUAUUUCCACACUGCACCUGUGCUUGAAGUCGACAGGCAGAUUGAGCAACUGCUCCGCCAGUCUGACGUUGGCCAAUCUGAUUCCGACAGCUCCGAGGAUGAGGAUUGGGAGCUCCCAACCCCGGAUUACGUAUUUCCUGAGCGGGUGCGACUCGUGGAGAAUUUCUACGGGCCAGGAGCAGAGAACUUUGACGAGGAUAAGCUACUUGCCCGACGGAUUCAGGUUACCAAGGACAUGGUUGCGCUCUCGCUGCUCUGCGAGCCAAACCGGCGAGGCAACCGAAUCAACUGGGAUGCCGAGGAUGAUGAAAUUGAGAAGCCGGAAGAACCCUUGCCUGCCGAAGAGGAAUCAUUGAAAUGUCCUACGGAUGUUUGCAUUAUCUGUUGCGGUCAAUCUCAACUUUCAUCGUCCAAUCCGCCUCCACACAAAUUUCCCGCCAAGCGGAAAGAUUCAGUCCGUCGUCAUCUCAUUGACUCUCAUCUCGCCCAUGCGCAUGACGGAAUCAGCUGCACGUGGCCAGCGUGCCAUGGCAUCCCUGAGUUCACUAAAGUCACUGAAUUUUUAGCGCAUGCUGUGACUGUGCAUGCGUAUGACAUCGACAUUAAGCUACACCAUCUCCCAACAAAACCGUCCCUUACUUGCAGCGAUACUUCAUCCGUGGAUAGCACAGUGGAAUCAGUAGGAUCUGGUGGUUGUUCGGGCACUGAUACUCCUGCUUCUUCCGUGGGUCCUGAGAUGGCGAACAUCGACCCGCGCUUGUUGGAGCCCCACAAACCCCAAGUUACAGACCCUCUACUGCGUCGCUCAAAGAGAUUGCGGCUUCGAUGAGAGUGUGGAAGGAUGCUAGUUUUGUUUUGAAGGGUACAUUUGUUAGUACGGUAUUUGCCCGGAUAGCUAGUCUUAUGUACUUUCCAGGGGCACCCGAUGCCUUGACCUAACUCGUAAAUAUUGUAUAUAAGCUAGAUACAGUAUCGCAAGAUACUUAAGCCACUAAAGGAUGAUGGCCUUGUGCCAUCAACAUCCACAACAACGCUCAGCUAACACAUUCCCAUUGCCAAUGCCUCAACACGAAUGGCUGAAAAUGAUGAUUACAUUUUCGCGUCGGCCUGAACUUCAACGCAGCAGCCUUGUAGCCAGUAAAUUCCUG